Molecule: messenger RNA, 3497 nt
Organism: Melanotaenia boesemani (Boeseman's rainbowfish)
Lineage: Eukaryota; Metazoa; Chordata; Actinopteri; Atheriniformes; Melanotaeniidae
Exons: 20
Coding region: 70-2802 (910 amino acids)
Biological process (GO): signal transduction; regulation of membrane potential; monoatomic ion transmembrane transport
Cellular component (GO): synapse; postsynaptic membrane; neuron projection
Molecular function (GO): transmembrane signaling receptor activity; neurotransmitter receptor activity; extracellular ligand-gated monoatomic ion channel activity
Source: RefSeq, a predicted model, not a curated record
CAGGUAAGUCACAGCCAUGAGAAACUGAUCACCUGACAACAAUAGAAAUACAACUAUUUCACUCACAUCAUGGCAUCGACGGAUAAAUCCGUGAAGUGGCUUCUUCUGUCAGUGGUGCCCACGCUGGUUCUGUUCAUUAUUUUCAUGCCGGCUCCAGCGUGCAGCACCAUGAAGAUCAACUGCUCCCGGCCAGAACAGCCCAGCUUGCUGAGUGCUCUGACCCCUGUGUUUGACCUCAAUGCCAUACGGCCGGUCCUCGACCCAAUGACGUACACCAACAUCAGCGUGUACUUCACUUUGUACGGGAUACUUGGAGUGGAUGAAAAGGCUCAGCUCCUGAUGACUUACAUUUGGCAAAGCUACUAUUGGUUGAAUGAGUUUAUCAGCUGGGACCCAAUCCAGUGUGGUACCGACAAGAUUUCUCUUCCCAAGGAGAAGUUUUGGCUUCCAGAUAUUGUGAUCAACGAGUUUAUGGAAGAAAACAAAGCACCAUCUGUUCCAUACGUGUACUUGUAUAGUGAUGGUACGGUGUAUGACUCUCAGCCUGUCAGAGUUGUGAGCUCAUGUAACCUCAAUAUCUACACCUUCCCAUUUGACGUACAAGAGUGCACUUUGACUUUCAACUCCUACAUCUACUAUGCGCUGGAUAUAAGGAUUUUACUUGGAAGACCCGCAAAUGAAACCACAGAGCUCUCAAAGAACGUGAUGACCACUAUGGGUGAAUGGGAACUGGUAGACAUCACCGCCCACAAACGUUUCAAUAAUGACACCACACUUCUUUACACGGACAAGCUUGUAUUUACUAUCAGAGUGAGGCGUCGGGCCACCAUGUAUGUGGUGAACCUGCUGAUCCCCAGCUGCUUCCUCAUCAUGGUGGACCUCUUCAGCUUCCUGCUUCCUCCACAGACUAUUGACCGAUCUUCCUUCAAGAUGACCCUCAUCCUGGGCUACUCCGUCUUCCUGCUCAUCAUGAAUGACCUGCUGCCCGUCACUGGAAGCACCAUACCUCUCAUAAAUGUGUUCUUCUCUCUCUGUCUGGCUCUGAUGGUGGCCAGUCUACUGGAGACAAUCCUCAUCACCAACCUGUUGUGCCGCUCGGCUAACUUCUCUCCCGUCCCUCGAUGGAUCCAAGUACUUGUCCUGAAAAUGUUGGGCUUUCUUGUUUGUAUGCCAAAAACAACUAGAAAGCCAACACACCAAGAACCAGGGACCAGCUCUGUGAAGACAAAGGACAAAUCUGAUGAGGGUCCUCUGGAGAACAAGGAUCCAGCUGGGGAUGACAAGGCCCUGCAGGAGCUGAAGAGUCUGAGUACGGUCCUCAGUGCUAUCCGUGAUGAGGUGGAGCAGAAGCAGAAAGGGACCCAAAGCUCAGAGGACUGGAUCCAGUGCUGCCCGAUGAAAGUCAAGUCUUCUAAACUUCUAUUCAUCCUCACCUCUCUGCUCAUCAGUGCCCCAUUCAGUUCUGCCAGGCUGAGCUGCUCUCAACCUAACCCACCUUCACUCUUGGGUGGUCUCCAAACAGUCUUCAACCUGAGCUCUAUUCGACCAGUUGUGAAUAUGUCAACCCCGACUGUUGUCAGCUUGUCCUUCGUCUUGUUUGGCAUUUUGGGCGUGGAUGAGAAGGCUCAGGUCUUAACCACAUAUAUCUGGCAAGCGCUAUCAUGGAAAAAUGAAUUUUCUGUGUGGACACCAGAAGAGUGUGGUUCGGUAUGGAUUGCAGUUCCACGAAACAAUCUCUGGGUACCAGAUAUAGUCAUCAAUGAAUUCAUGGAGAAAAACUCUGCUCCAUCCGUUCCAUAUACCUACCUUAACUGUGACGGCUUUGUUUAUGAUGAAAAGCCUGUCAGAGUUGUCAGCUCCUGCAGUCUUGAAAUCUACUUGUUUCCAUUUGAUACUCAGAACUGCUCAUUGAGCUUUAACUCUUACAUACACCCUUCCAGUGCCAUACAGCUGGCGCUCGACAGUACUCCAGAAGACAUAUUUCAGGCAUCUAUAGACGUAAUGUCAACUAUGGGUGAAUGGGAACUGAUUGGAAUUAAUGCAAAGAAAUCUGUCAUACCCACGUUAGAUGGAGACGGAUAUGAUGAGAUUCGUUUCUUUAUCUCUGUUCGCCGCCAUGCUAUGUUGUAUGUGGUGAACCUCCUGAUCCCGAGCGGUUUCCUAAUCACAGUGGAUCUCUUCAGCUUCAUAUUGCCCCCCCAAGACAUUGACCGGUCCAUUUUCAAGAUGACGCUCGUCCUGGGCUACACUGUCUUCCUGCUCAGUACAAACAACCUGCUGCCCAUAACUGGAAACACCAUACCGCUCAUAAAUGUGUUCCUGUCUCUCUGCCUGAUUAUGAUGGUUGCCAGUCUACUGGAGACCAUCUUCAUUACCAACCUCCUGUGCGGCUCUGCUCAUUAUGAUCCACCUCCUCGCUGGAUCAGAGUGUUUGUUCUUCAUGUUUUGGGCCGACUUGUACGACUUCCUCCAGAGCCAAGAAAAGAAGACAUUGUGAUUGAAAAUCCUGAUGCACAAGAAAUGAAGGAUUCCUCUUUAACAGCCAAAGACAACGAGACUCCAGAGCAGAUGGAGCUGCUGAAUGAGGACAAGACCCUGCAGGUGCUGAGGAACCUGAACACGGAUCUUCAAGCCAUCCACCUUCAGGUGGUCCAGCAGCUGAAAGGAAGCUCCAGCUCAGACGAAUGGAUCCAGAUCGGUUUUAUCAUAGACCGCCUACUAUUCAUCUUUUACAUCUUCUUCCUUGUAGUCAGCUUCAUCACCAUCAUUUUUAUCUGGGUGAACUCCUACCACAAACAGUGAUAUUAUUUUGAGUCUGUCAUGCAACACCUUCCAUCCAUCUUCACUUUCAUUUCAUGUUUUGGUGGUUAUUUUCUGUCCUGUUUUAAAAUGUUUACACCGGUAUGGGUAAAAAACUAAAGAUUUAAUUAAGUAACAAAAGUUUUUUCUUUAACGUUCUUUAACAAAUAACAGCUGAACCCUGUCCUGGAGAUGUCUAGCAGGACAACACCUGUCAUGCAUGUUACAAGUUACCUUAUAUCUUAAUUAAGGUCAAAUAAGGAAAAAGGCCAUAAAACAUGUUUUUUUUUUUAGCCGCUUAGGUGAAGACACGUAAAUUCAAAUAUAUUGUUAAGGGCCUCCUAUAUGAUGUUAUGCUUUGUUAUUUUGGUACUGAUGCUGUUUGCCAGUUACUUUUUGAGUAAUUUGUAAGUUAUGUGAACCACCCAGUUAUAUGCAGUAAAUAACAACAAGCUAAUGCUGUAGUUAGACUUCUACGAGAACACAGCUUAUAAACAGUGAAUCCCAGUUCAGAGUCUCUUAGCAUGUAGUAUGUUCAAUUGGUUGUGUAGAAAUGUAAUGUUAUUUAAGCGACCAAACAAACAUGCCAUUGCUUCUAUGGAAAUAGUCUCUUGUGUGUUAAUUUAAUAUAAAUUAUUGCAUUUAUUUAAAUGGAUGAUGAUAAAAAAAAGAGCAUGGUUUAAAAACUUCUAAUUAGA